AUGAGAGCCAUGUCAAAAAUAUUAAUUAUGCUGUCCGUUACCCCUCUUCCGCCUUUGCUUUGGCGGUCUGCAUUGCAUUUUGUACCAGCUUUCUUCUUCUUCCUUCUUCCUUCUUCCAUCUCCAAUCCUUCCUUUCUGACACAAUUCACAAUGCAAAUCAGAUGCAACUGACCUCUCUCCUAUUAAACAAUUGAUGCAGAGAUCUCCAAGAAUCUUUCCUCUCUUUAAUGCCUACUACUCAAACUGCACAGAAAACAAUCACACAUUCAUCAUCCUCUCUCUCAUUCAAAUCAAAAUGGUAGUAAUCACUCAAAUUCUUUAAUCUUUUCAACUCAGCUAUCACUGUAUCCAUUCUCUUCUUCUGAUUCACACCAUUGUGGUGUUGGUGUUAGUAACCGUCUUUUUACUCUCUAGACUUGCUGUUUUCUGUUGGAUCUGGUGAUUUUCUUCCUUUAUAAUAAUGUCGUUGUCUUCCUAUACACUCUAUUUCCACGGAGAAGCUCAGACAUGACCAAAGCACUUGUUUGCUUUCAUGACUUAGGGUUUUUGUUUCAGAUGGGCUGUGGUGGUUCUAAAGUAGACGAAUUGGCGCUUGUGGUACGUUGCAGAGAGAGAAAGCAACUAAUUAGGGCUGCUGCAGACCAUCGUUACGCUCUCGCUGCUGCUCACAUUUCUUAUUUCAAGUCACUUGAAGGCGUAGGAGAUGCACUUCGCCAAUUCGUACAAGAAGAACUUGUUAUUGUUUCUCCUCCACCUUCGCCGGUGCUCACAUUGCCCUCUGAUGAAGGAAAGCCGAAGAAACGGCAUGUAAAUAGCACUAGUAGAGGUAAUCACAAAUCUACAUCGUCGCCAACUUCAUUGUCCCAUACAGAUUCUGGUUCGAUCUCGCAUCUUCAUUCACUUGGCGAUCAUGAUCAUGAUCAUGAUCAUGAUCACGAUCACGAUGAUUCGCACAUCCAUUCGUCCGAUUCUGAUUCAGAGUUGAGUUCCCCGUCAGGUCAAUAUCGCCAUCAUCCACCACCGGAAGAAUCAAUGCCUCCCUUCACCGAGGGGUUUCCUCAAACAGCUUGGGGACCGUACGGGAUGAAUUCGCUACCUUCAGGUUAUCCACCUUUCGGCAUGAAUCCGAUUCCAAAUCCAAAUCCAUCUUCUUCUUGGAGCCCGUUUGGGAUGAGUCCUUAUCCGACCCCAGAAUCAGGUUGGGAUCCUUAUGGCUACGGAAUGAAUUCAAUUUCGCAGGCAUAUCACAUGAAGAAAUCUGCACCUUCUGUUCAGACAGUAAUAUAUGAUCCAGACAACGCUCAAGAAUCUGGGAAGGUACCUGAAUCAUCCUCAUACAUAUACUCAACUUCAUAUACGAGUAAUCCAUAUCAAAACAGUGGAGGAUACUUUGGAUUCCCAAUGGGGGCACCGCCUCCUGGACCUUAUGAGAAUAAGCAGCCAAGUCAUCCUCCACCUGAGCCACCUCCACCUCCUUCCCCACAAGUCUCUUCUUGGGACUAUUUCAAUCCAUUUAAUAUGUUUGAUAAUAAUGGCUAUGCUGGAUAUUAUUCUCAAAACAUUAAAUUAGAGUUUGAUUCAAUUGCUAGUAGUUCUGACACCAAUGAAGUGAGAGAAAGGGAAGGAAUCCCUGAAUUGGAAGAUGAAACAGAACCUGAGGCAAUAAAAGAAGAGGUCCUCAAGGCAAAGAAAGUGUAUGAAGAUGUGAGGAGAAGUUCAGGCGAGGGUACUUCUAGAUCAGUUAAAUCUAGGAAAAAGGGUAGUGAGAGCAGUUCAAAAACAUUCUCUUCAAAAAAAAAACAUAGCAGUGAGGACAGUCCAAGGAGAGCUACAUUUCAUAAAGAGAAUAGUGAAGAGGGUAAUAAUAAACAAAGCACCAGCAAUAAUGGUAAAGGUUCAACCAAUGGUUUUCCUUCGCAAACGAGUGAGGAGAUCUCUGUUGAACCGACAUCACUAUACAGCGAGAAGACAAAAUCCGCCAGUUUGAACGAGGGGAAAAGCAGCCUCGAUACCACUUUGUCCGAGAGAUCUGAGGAUGUUUCUGCAAAGAGAAAAAACGUGACAUUUGAGAUGGGUUCUGAUGGAAUGCAAGAUGUUGAAUCGUCUAAUUUUAGCAGCUUGACCACGGUAUAUGCACAUGGCACAAGAGACCUUAAUGAUGUUGUUGAGGAAAUUGAGAAAGAAUUUAAAACUGCUUCCACUUAUGGAAUGGAGGUUGCUUCAAUGUUGGAAGUGGGCAAGUUGCCCUAUCAACCAAAGUUCUCUUUAUUGAAAGUGGUGUUAUCUAGAAUUAUGUAUUUGAUAGCGCCUACGGUUUCGUAUUCAACCCCUCCAUCCAGGCGAUCACUAACUUUAGACUUCAACACAACAAAACUAGCAAAAUCUUACCUCGCAGAUGCAGGGAACAUGAAGACUCUAAACUUCUCUUCUACUUUGGAUAAGCUGUAUGCAUGGGAGAAGAAACUCUACAAAGAAGUUAAGGAUGAAGAGAGGCUGCGACUGAUUUAUGAGAAGCAAUGCAAAAGAUUGAAAUUGUUAGAUGAACGAGGAGCUGAGAGCAGCAAGAUUGAUGCUACACAAGCUUCAAUUAGGAAGUUGUUGAUGAAACUAGAUGUUUGCAUCACAGCUGUUGAUUCUAUAUCAAGACGGAUUCAUAAGUUGAGAGAUGAGGAGUUGCAGCCUCAAGUCACCGAAUUAGUUCGCGGGUUGAUAAGAAUGUGGAGGGAUAUGUUAAAGUGUCACCAGAAGCAAUUUCAAGCAAUAAUGGAGAGUAAAAUAAGAAGAUUAAGAGCAGCAAACACAAUAAGAAGAGAAUCAAGUUUAAAAGCCACCAUAGAACUCGAAUUCGAGCUUCGAACAUGGUGUAACAACUUCCGCGAUUGGAUGAACAACCAACGAUCAUUCAUCGAGUCCCUAAAUGGAUGGCUAACAAAAUGCCUACACUACGUGCCCGAACAAUCAUCAGAUGGAAUAGUCCCUUUCUCUCCGGGUCGGGUAGGCGCCCCGCCCGCUUUCAUCGUUUGCAACGAUUGGUUCGAAGCAAUGGAAACCAUUUCCGAGGAAGGAGUCAAAGACGCGGUGGAGAAAUUCGCUUCGAUUCUGCGACAGUUAUGGGAGAAUCAGGAAGAGGAAAAUAGGCAGCAGCAGCAGCAAGAGUUGAAGGCAUACAUUUCUUCUUCAAAGGACUUAGAGAAACGGGUCAAGUCGCUUGGAACGGAUAGCGGGUCUGGUAAGACGGGCGGGUCGUCUAUGGUGGAUUUGGAUGAUUUGAAAGUGGAUUUGGAUUUGAUGAGAAAGAGAUUGCAGGAAGAGAGAGCAAGUCAGAAGAAGAAUGGUUCUUGUUUUAUGUCAGAUUCUAAUAGUAUACAGGGCAGUUUGAUUCCUAUUUUUGAAGCUUUGGGUAAUUUUACAUCUCAAGCAUUAAAAGCUUAUGAGAAUGUUAGGACACCCAAUAAUAUGCUUAAAUAGAAGAAGAAGAAGAAUAUCUUGUUGGGUAAAAAAGAAAAGUUUGUAUAACAGUUAUAGAGAAAGCUACAAUAAUUGUUUUAUUAUUGAAAUCUUAGGUGGAGCAACUAUAUAUU
This is a messenger RNA of Impatiens glandulifera, 3581 nucleotides long. Its product is annotated as nitrate regulatory gene2 protein-like. Lineage: Eukaryota; Viridiplantae; Streptophyta; Magnoliopsida; Ericales; Balsaminaceae. The record is from RefSeq and is a predicted model, not a curated record. The coding region runs from base 508 to 3468 and encodes 986 amino acids. The transcript is spliced from 4 exons.